This is a messenger RNA of Delphinapterus leucas (beluga whale), 7515 nucleotides long. RefSeq names its product N-acetyllactosaminide beta-1,6-N-acetylglucosaminyl-transferase-like. NCBI's taxonomy places the organism in Eukaryota, Metazoa, Chordata, Mammalia, Artiodactyla, Monodontidae. Gene Ontology annotation, biological process: transforming growth factor beta receptor signaling pathway. Gene Ontology annotation, cellular component: membrane. The record is from RefSeq and is a predicted model, not a curated record. Gene Ontology annotation, molecular function: acetylglucosaminyltransferase activity.
GGGUGGGUGUUCAGUCUCCGACAGUGAGUUACUUACUGCUACAGGAUGGAGGCUCAGAGGGGUUACGUUCACCUCAAAGGGAAGGUGAAACGGGAAGGCAUGAAGUAGUUGUAUGGGUAUGUUAGAAGCCAUCAUAAAUAAAAUAUGUUGAUCUGUAUUUAAAAAAAGCUGGUUGGAAAAAUAAAAGGUGGAAGAUGAGAACCUUGUAAGUUAAAGAGCUUCAUGCUCUUCAGCCAAAACUCUGCUAUUUACAAAUAGGGGCAAACAACAUUCGUUUCCUAGGUGAUUUGACAGGCUUAACCUGGCAGGUAUAAAGCACUUCUCUGAGUAUUAGGUGAUGUUCUCUGGGUAGUGAAAACCUGAAUGCGCUCUAGGUGCCCUUAUCCAAACAUCAUUUGUGCCAGGAUUCGAGUGCUUUCCGGUGAAGUUUUAAGGUCUCAUCUAAAUCAGGGGAUGUAGCUUGGCAUUUGUUCAUUGGACCCCAACAUCCUGUUACCAAAUCAAACUCGGGGCCGCUCGCCGGCGGGCAGUAAGGCCAAUCUAAUGACACCGGGUUGUGGUGAAGGAAAGUGCAGCAUUUAUUGUAAAGAUGCCAAUACAAAGAGGAUGGGUGGCUCGUUUUCUAAAACCCCGACGGUUUUGGGGGGAGUAUUUAAUGGGCAAAAUUUGGGGUGAGGGCUACAGGGCUUGUGACUUUGUUCUGAUUGGCUGGUGGCCAGGUAGCAGGGCGGUGCUCCAGGGAUCUUGCCCUCAGCCUGAAGUUACCAUCCUCCACCUGGGUGGAGGCCUUAGUUCCCGCAGAAGAACUCAGAUAUUGUUGUGUGUAUCCCUUGAGGAAGAACCAGGACCCUGCCCCAAGGCUGCAGUAUUGUUUCUAGGCUGUUCCUCCCUUGUUUCUGCAUCCCCUCCCUUCCCUGAUUAGCAACUGUUUGAACCUGCCCUUUGGAGCUCAGGGAACGUCCAGGAGCCUGAAAGAAACCUGUUUCCUACAAACAAGAAACGGGGGGGCACGGAAAGAAUUUGUACCAGGGAGGACCCCACAGGGUCCUGCUCCGUUUCAACCCUUAUGAUAAGCACCACGGUGGGAGGAGAGGGGCUGUCACGACGUAAUCGCAAAGUCACAGAUCCCAGAGCCUUGCACUUUCAGAUCCCCUAGGACUGGAACCCCGGUAAGCUCUUGUUUUAGAAAAGAGAGUGCCGAGGACUUCCCUGGCGGCCCAGUGCUUAAGACUCCGCGCUUCCACUGCAGGGGCUUCGGGUUCAAUCCUCGGUCCGGGAACUAGGAUCCCGCAUGCCUCGCGGUAGGGCCAAAAAAAGAAAAAGAAAAAGAGUAGGGCGGGGCUAGAAAGCAUUACAAAAGAGCCCGGUGGAUGAGGUUUUUUAAAAAUUUUCAUUCUCGUCACUUCAGUCAUUUUUUCACUAAAGCGGCAUAUUUGAGAACGGAGGCAACAUUAUACCCCGUGGAGUGUGCUCGAAGAGUCGAGGGACCAGGCUGUGGCUCAUCGCCAUGAGCAACAAGGGGGUGGGGGGAGCGCCGGGGGCGGGGUAGUGCCGCAGCCUGUCGGAUGAGUAGCAGGAAACGGCACGCCUGCCAGAACGCAUCAUUUCAACUUUCGUUCUUACUGUAUUAAUUCCCUGAAUGACAGUAACAAGAGGGGGGGGGGAAACCUUCCGAAAUGAAGCAAAAGAGAUCUGAGAAACUAAAUCUGCAGGGGAAAAGGAGACUAAAACCACAGUUUUAGUGAAACAGCCAGCCGUUGGGAGCAGGGAGGCAGAGGGAGGGAAAAAGGCUGGGCUUAAGCAACCUGCUACCGGGAUGUAGACAAAGGCGGUUUGAAAGGCAGAGAACGAGGCGGGAUCAGUAGCUCUAUCAGCAUGGGGAGUGCGCCAGCCGCUGGAUUCCCGGGAUGAAACCGGAUGAAUUCACAGUGUCUCCUUCAGGGCACGAAUUACUGGAGUAUGCACCAAAAUAAGAACUCAGAGAAAAAAGUAAGUUUGGGAGAGGACUUAGAUUUUGACGGUCUUUGAAAUCUCCUCUUGGAGGCAUGCCUUCAUUGAUGCGUUACCUCUUUAUAGUUUCUGUCUCUUGUGUAAUCAUUUUUAUCGUGUUCUAUGUGUUCAAUUUUGGGGGCGAGCAAGGCUUCCAGAGGCUAAAUAACUCGGACACUUUGAUGCUGAGUCAAGUUUGCAUAUCCUUUAUCAGAGGCAAAACACCUUUCCUCUGGAGAAACAAACUCACGAUCUAUGAGACGUCUUCUUGCAAGGAAUACCUGGCUCAAAGCCACUACAUCACGGCCCCGUUAUCUAAAGAAGAAGCAGAAUUUCCUUUGGCAUAUAUCAUGGUCAUCCAUCACAAUUUCGACACCUUUGCAAGGCUCUUCAGAGCUAUUUACAUGCCUCAGAAUAUCUACUGUGUUCACGUGGAUGAGAAAGCGACAGUUGAAUUUAAAGAUGCAGUGGAGCAAUUACUGAGCUGCUUCCCGAAUGCUUUUCUGGCUUCCAAGAUGGAACCCGUGGUCUAUGGUGGGAUCUCCAGGCUCCAGGCUGACCUGCACUGCAUCAAGGAUCUUUCAGCCUUGGAGGUUCCGUGGAAGUACGCCAUCAACACCUGUGGGCAAGAUUUCCCCCUGAAAACCAACAGGGAGAUAGUUCAGUAUCUGAAAGGAUUUAAAGGGAAAAACAUAACCCCAGGGGUGCUGCCUCCAGCUCACGCAAUUGGACGGACUAAAUAUGUCCACCGAGAGCACCUGGGCAAAGAGCUUUCCUAUGUGAUAAGAACCACAGCACUGAAACCGCCUCCUCCCCACAAUCUCACCAUUUACUUCGGUUCUGCCUACGUUGCCCUGUCAAGAGAGUUUACCAACUUUGUUCUCCAUGACCCACGGGCUCUUGACUUGCUCCAGUGGUCCAAAGACACCUUCAGCCCGGAUGAACAUUUCUGGGUGACGCUUAAUAGGAUUCCAGGUAUGUGGGAUUUCCUAUUUCACGUGAAGGCAACGUGCCAUACUUGAAAGGGCUUUUCGAGAGCCAGCUCCUUUUUAUUAGAAGUAGAAGAUGAAAACUGAAAUAUAUAGUUUUCACCUGCAUCCUUUAUAAACUCUAAACAUCUAAAGAAUGAUGUUCUUUAGAAUACAGUAUUCUGACCAAGCCAAAUAAUACCUUUUAGUGGCAUUGCUUUGCAGUUCAUCGUGUUCUUUUGCAUUCAUCAUCUUAUUAAAUCUUUAACCACAAUCGGUAUUAUGGUUCACCAUCCCCACUGGUGUUCUUUCUUUCCCCCAAAUUUGUCACACUUGCUGUAACCCCAGGGCCAUUGCCUUGGCCACUCCCCUGCCUACCCCCAGACCUUCACAGGCUCCCUCUUAUCAGCCAAAGGUCAUCAGCUCAGAGAAGCUGAGCUGACCACCCCACCUUUUUCCUUCAAAGAGUUUAUUAUCAUCUGGAAUAUCCUAUCUGCUUACUUGCAUGGAUUUGUUCUUGGCCUCCUCUGUAUUAGCUCGGUGAAGUUGGGUCAUUUUCUAUCUUGUUAACUGCUGUAUCUUCCAUGAGUAGAACACAUAGCACAUGCUCAAUAAAAAUGAAUGAAUGAAUGAGUGGCAAAGCAUGAGACAUUACUAUGGCACCACAGCUGUCUCCCUAAGACCCCGUGAGCAGAGAAAUACUUAGACUCAUGCAUGUACUAUACCACAGGUGUGAAGUUUUAAAAAUAUAUAUAUUUUAACUUCAGAUAAAUAAUGAGAUUCCAGGAGAAGCUCCUUCCUUUCUCAUCAGAACAGUUCUAUCUGUACUAACGGACCAAAUCAAUUAUUUUUAAAACUAUAUAAAACAUGAUAGGGUUUCUUCUGAAGGAAACAGCGUGCUUUGGACUCAAUGAAAAGUACAAAAUGGAUCUCUGAUGAACUCGACAGCAUUAUUAUAGCAGGAGAAAAGCAAUCAUUGUUCUGGUUUUUGGGGGGUUGCCAAGUUGGAAACACUGGUAGGUGCUCUCAGGCUGCAGGGUGGGGCCUGCUGGGCGAUAAACAUGCCAGCGUUCUCUGGAAAAUACCGUGUUUGGUCUCUGAAUCCCAGGGUGACUGGCCUGGUGAACAGGGCUUGCUCUCGCACUGUGCAAGCUCUCUUUCUUGACCUCCCUCUUCCUAUGGCCAUCUUUUCACCUUUUAUCUGUUGUUUCCAUCAUUGGCAUCUAAUCGGUGAGCACUAGGUAAUUAGAGGCAGAUUUUCAUAUUUAAAUAUUUAUUCCCUUUCUAUUUUCACUAUUCCCUUAGGAUUUAUGAAGAUUCGAUACUAGCCUCGUGGUUCCGUAGGUAUCGUACUAAAAUGAAGGCAGUUCGUAACUUCACCAAAGCCUGAAUUGUCGUUUCUUAAAAAGAGAAAAACGUGGGUUUGUGUUAGUGUUAAAUGUCUGUUUGGUUUGCAGAAGCAUGGUCAGUCUUAUCAAUGUCAAAUCAAUUUAACAAAAUCGAGGAAAAAUAAUCUCUUACCCCCCAUUUUUUUUUCCUUACCCCCUUCUCCUUUCCAGCCCUGGUGAAAUAGAUGAGGCAGGAGACAAGACCAUUUUUGCUGUAGGUUUGUGGGGUGACUCGCUGGCUUCUACCCUCUCUCAGCGACAGUAUCACCCCAUAUAAAUAGCCUCUUGGAAUCUCCAGUCACCCCAGCUACAAACUAAGGGCCCCAGGAGGCAAGAUCCUCUUUGUUCCUACAUAUGCCUUUCUUUGCAGAGGACACAAUACCCAGAACCACAUAAACACCUAGCAGGCAGCUGUUGAGAAUUUGUAGAAAGGCCAAAAUGCCUUUAUUUAUAAAUAAGUAAAGUGAGACUCAAUAGAAAGUAUACUCAUAGAGGUGAGUCUAGACGCCAACAAUCUUGUUGCCCCUUAGCCUUGGCAAAUGCCUUUCAUUACCCCUGUAGGAAAUCGGAGAUGAGAGCUCCGCUGAGAGAACCUCAGUGGUCUGAUUCUGCAAGGGAUGUUUUUCAGAAUAACGUGACAUUUCCUAGGGUCUUGCCUCCUUCCUCUGUUACAUUCCAGAUGGCAUCCUGGUUCAGGGAGCAAGCAGGAAGCUAUCCUGCUUGUAGGUGGGCCCUUCCUGAAUUACAAGUGAUUUAAAGAAAACAAGCCAUCACAUGCUCUAGCCCCAGUGAUGGACCUCCCCACCUUCAAAGGCGAUGCAGAAUUCAGUCACAUGCUCCAGUCCCUCCAGUGGUUUUCCACUUGAGCGCUCUUUGUGAGUUAGGAUUUGGUGCGUGAAUCUGGUUCUUUAUUACCAGACAACCUUUUACCGUAUCACGUCUUCUGUUUUCAGUGUCAUGUUUUAAGGGGAAAAGUCCUUCGGUAAAUACAGCGUAAACAUUUUUGCAAAUGUGCGAGUUCAGAUGGUGCAGUUCCUUGCCUCCCUCAAAGUUCCUUUCUGUUUUUAUCUUAAACAUCCUAAAUUAAAGUGUUUGUGUUAGAAAGACCCUGCACAGUCAUAUCAGGCUCCCUGAAACACCCACAAGAGGACCAAGACCAAGAACCUGAUUGGUACCCUGUUACUAGGUGAUAAUCAGACAACAAAAUGAGAAUAGUUUAAAAUCAGUGAGACUCGGGAAUUCCUUGGCGGUCCAGUGGAUUGGACUCCGUGCCUCCACUGCAGGAGGUGUGGGUUUGAUCCCUGAUUGGGGAAGUGAGAUCCCACAUGCCUUGCUGCACAGCAAAUAAAUAAAUAAAUAGAGACUCAAUAGAAAAUAUACUCAUAGAGGUAAGACUAAAUCACAUAUCUUCACAUGGUUUUUUUUUUUUUUUUUUAUGUUGUCUUUCUAUUGAGAAAAUGACUUCUCUCUUGGUUUUCAACACUUAAGUUUUUUCCAAACUGCAUUAGAUAUAGAAAUGGUGCCGGGCCAUGUCCCUUGGGGGCCCCAGUCUCACAUCCUUCUUCAGGGAAGGCCAGAAAGAGUGGUUAUCAUUCCAUCCUGUGUGGCUGUGUACAGAUGGGUUGUCUAGAUUUCUCCCUUCUGGCCAUAUUCUCAAAGGAAACCCUUCUGGAGCGCAAAUUUCUCUCACUCAUCCUAUAGCGCUUGAGGGUUAGGGUUAGGGUUGGCAUGCGGCUCUGUCAUAUGCACGCUGUACGAAUUCUGGUGCACGCUGAGGUUUUCCAACUUCUCCAGUCUUUGUAAUCACUGCUGUAUGUCACCUUAAGAAAAGCUCCCAUAUUAUUAUUCCCAUAGCAUUUGCUUUGGCCUACCUGCCCCAGGGCGGAGUGCCAGAGACCAUUGAGAUGUUUUGCUUUAAGUCUUGUGGAAUUGUUGAGGAUCUGCAGAAGCCUCUGCUGGUCCAGUUUUUUCACAGUCCACUUCCGUGGCUCACUUGUCUUCUUGUCCCACUUUACGGUGGGUCUGUCUCUAAAGAAAAGGCAAAACUGCUCCAUGCUUUGACUUCAGCUCCGUUUUUCCCCUCGCUGCCUAAGCUUGUUCUUUUGGAUUUUUGCUCAUGUGUUUCUCUGACCUUUCUCAUGCCAUGAGGUUUUUGUUCCAUAAGAAUGUUUUCAUUUGCCUCUUCUUUUUUCCAUUUUGUAUACUUCUUUUUUUUUUUUUUCCGGAGCCCCUUUGUCAAAUAAAUUACCUCAACUUCAGAAAGGACCACAUGAUCACAUUUCCUCAUGUUUCAAUGCUAAAAAUAGCUUGUUUCCUACUUUGAUUUCUUUUGCUUUUUUAACUUUGUGCCUUAUAUGUGGACAUUCUUUGGGCAUGUGUUAUGACUCUUUGAGUUGCAUGUGACAGAAACACAACUCAAAGUUGCUUAAACAGACCCCAGAACUUACUGGGUCAUAGAAUUGAGGUGCCCAAGGAGGGCCUCCGAGUAAAGCUGGAUCAAGGCUUGGAAUGGUAUAUGCGGGACUCUGUCUCUGUGAAGUGACCAACCAUCCCUGUGUGCCCAGGUCUGAGGGGGGUCUUGGGCAUGGGACCUUCCAUGCUAAAGCCAGGGAAGUCCCAGUUUGGUCUGAACUGGUCACUCUAUCUGUCUGUCUGUCUGCCUGUCACUGGGUUGACUUUAUUCAGUUUGGUCCUCCCCACGUAGUGUCAGAGAGGCCCAGAAGUAGCUCCAGCUGCUUGCUUCUCACAGCCGGCACUCCCAAGAGAAAAGAAAGGUUUUUUUUUCCUCAUAGUUCCAGCAACAGCUCAGGGAAGUCGUCAGAUUGGUCCUGCUCAGUCCAAAUCCCUAUCCCUAAACAAACCAGGGGCAGGAAGAAUGCUGACCAGCUUCUCUUGGGUCACUUUUUCACCCUCGAGCUAAAAGUUCAGGGCAGGCUAUGGUGAAGGAUGGUUCUUCGCCCGUGAUGCCUGCCAGACAAAAGCACACGCCCACUGCAAGGUGGUUCCGGGUCCUGCAGGCAGGGGGGUUUCAGUGAGCAUCUCCACCUCGAUUAGAAGGACAAGAUAUAAUGAGGUAUACAGUUUUCAGCACUUGGGCAAUUAUAACUUGGAGAAGACUAAUUAAAUUACCAUUGUGGAAAAGGCAUGAUCUCAAUAAGCAUACUUCUCUU